This is a messenger RNA of Colossoma macropomum (tambaqui), 5313 nucleotides long. RefSeq names its product cation channel sperm-associated protein 3-like. The transcript is spliced from 5 exons. Gene Ontology annotation, molecular function: monoatomic ion channel activity. The coding region runs from base 4522 to 5313 and encodes 263 amino acids. Lineage: Eukaryota; Metazoa; Chordata; Actinopteri; Characiformes; Serrasalmidae. Gene Ontology annotation, cellular component: membrane. Gene Ontology annotation, biological process: monoatomic ion transport; transmembrane transport. The record is from RefSeq and is a predicted model, not a curated record.
CUCAAGUGCUUUUUAUGUAGUUCCUCCUUUUUCCUUUUCUCUAUUUAUCACAGUGUGGUGACUCAGUAUUUUUCAUGUUAUAGAUUUAUGGUGUGUUAAAUGGAGUGCAGUAAAGUCUGUCUGCAAUCAGUUACAAACUGCUGUGAAAAUUGUGAUCAAACCCAGUUAAAUCACUUAAAGUCACUCAUUGUGCAGCUGAAUCAGCAAAACCUAGGAGUUGAUUGUUGACUUCAGAAGGGGGAGCAGAGUGUUUGCACCACUGUGCAUCGAAGGGAUGAUGGUGGAAAACGUGAGCAGCUUCAAGUUCCUCUGUGUCCACAUAGCCGUGGAUCUCACCUGGUCACUCAACACAUCACACAAUGUCAAAAAGGCCCAAUAAUCCCUCCAUUUCCUCCGAAGGCUGAGGAGAGUCAAGCUGCCACAACAGCUGCUCUGCAACUUCUACAGUUCCACUGUGAAGAGCACGACUGACCAGCUGCAUCAUGGUCUGGUAUGGCAGCGUCACUGCUGCUGAAUGUAAGGCAGAGGGUGGUAAAAACUGUCCAGCACAUCACAGCAGCUGCCCUCCCACCCAUACAGGACAUCUACAACAAGACAUGUCUGAUGAAAGCCAUCAACAUCUCUCUAACCCCACACGCCCCAGCCACUCCCUGUUCCAGCCUCUGUCCUUCAGAAAGAGGUACCAGAACAUCCUAAAGCCCCCCAGAUUCAAGAACAGUUUUAGGCCAUGAGCUGUUAAAAUGGUCACAUCGGCAACACCAACCUGAACAUGAACACACACUACAGAGCCUUCCUGAUCUAAACCCUGAUCCUCCCAGUACUCAGCAUAGCUUCACACUGAGCUCCACUACCUCAUGGGACUGUAUACACAUUACACUUUUACUGGAGCUCACUGUACUUGAACUUUUAAGCUGUUUACUCUUAUACAUGUAAGCUGUAUGCUUGUACAUUAAACUGCUAAUGCUCAUUGACCUGCAUCUAAUGCUUUGUGAAUAUAACAUCUGUGAUGCUGUUUACAAGCAUUUAUUAUAAAUUCCUCAAAAUACUGCACACUUUAAAUUAAAACACAUUAUAAUCAUUUCAGCUGUGAAUCACAUAAAUCUACAUAUUUAUUAUAGUUCCUUUAUUGUAGUUUAGUUACUAUAGUGUGCAUUUUAAAUUCUACCUCUGCAUUCUGACCUACAGUUACUGUUCAUGCAUAUUGACAAAAGCACAAAUAAUUGACUGCAUUAAUUAAUUAAUGAACAGUGGAUGAAAAUAAUUAUGUCAAAAGUGUAACACGUGGGGAAAACGUCUGAUCCUGAUCAGAAGUGACUAACACUGAAUAUUUCUACUACCCGAAAAGACAAUUAUUGUUUUAAUAAAAAGUAACAAAGCCUUUUCUUUGGAUGCCCCAUAUUUUAUAUCUUGAAAUGAAACUGUGAGCACAGAAGGGUAUUUUGCUUUGACCGUUCCUGCAGUCGUUUCUCUGAAGUAUCUGAGUAACAGCGUAAAAGAUAAAUUUGCUCUUCCUGCUCUGCUACAGUCCACUGUAGUCGUGACAUCAUUGUGUAGUCAUGCUCUUAGGCCCAUAUUAGGAACUCCGGGUCUGAGCUCCAUCAGAACCUGAUACGUUUUGUCCUGUGAACUUUCUUCUCCCGAAAACCACUGGAUCCUCUGAAUUACGAGGUUGUUAAAGAGUUGAAAUAUGAAUAUUGCUACAUGUGAGCUAAAGCUACUGCGCACUGAAUUCACGUCAUUUGACUGGCAGCCUCCUUAAGCGGGUUUUGGCAGUGUACAUUAACAUUUUCCAUUUACAGACUGAGGGCAGAUGAAAAGAAGUCAGAACAAAAUCAGCAGAUUUCCCUGCAGUUCUCUGUUCUUCAUCUGAUGCUCACUGAAACACGAUCGAUCUUUCCUUUUAGCUUGAUUUAAAAAAAUGUAUAAACGUACCUGCACUCAGGCUAAUCCAGUACUGACUCAGCUUAAAAUCACUGCUGACCCCCUGAUAAACUGAUUUCCGCUCUCAGAAUACCCUAAUUAUUAUUUUAAUGCUGGUAACAUUUUUCUGAGGACAUUUUCUCAGGACAUUCGCCAGCUUGUUGUUCGACUUUUUCAGAACGUGACAGCUGCACCAUUUAAGGUGGAACGGGAAAAUUCGAACAAGCAGCCAGAGAAAAAGAAGCUGACUUCAGCUUCAUGGAGGGUUGACAUACUUUUUUUUUAUUUUAACUUAUUUUUGCUGUUUCACCGAACUAACAGGUCAGUAUUUUGUCUUGUUUGCUAAUGUUUGUGAUAGCUAGUCACAGCUGCCGGACUAUUUAAGGUGGAACGGGAACAUUCAAACAGAAGCUGCGAAAAAGAAGCUAAAUUCAGCCUCGUAGUUUUAACACGGGUAGUAUUUUUAACAAGGAGUUUUAGCCUAUCAAAUUAUCCCUCCCAGAGGUUUUAUUAACGGGUAUAGCUCUUUAACGACCUCGUAAUUCAGAGGAUCCAGUGGUAUUCGGGAGGAAAAUAUACACAGGACAAAACGUAUCUGGUUCUGAACAUUUUUAUUUAACACAAGGUGCGAUACAGGUGAUUUUUCGAAAACCCUGUUCAUUCUGGCCAUAGAGAAAUGGGGCUCAGACCCGGAAUUCCUAAUAUGGGCAUAACGAGGACUACAGAAUAACGCACUGCAUUAUGCAAAUUAGCACCGCCCUCCAUUAUGACGUCACCACCAGACACUCUGACCGUAUAUAUUUGUCGGCGGAGGAAAAACGAGAAGUAAGCUUAGAGAACAGCGUCGUUCACGAAAAGGUAAGUGUUUUUAUUGAUUUCUACUUUUAAUGUGAUUUAUUCAUUUAUGAAUGAGAGACAAAAUGGAAAAAUAACAAGAUUAGUCGUCUUAAAUGUGGUAAGAUGCAGUAAAAGCACAGUUUUAGCUGCUCGGGGAUUUUUCGAAGUCAGAAUAGUGUUUUAUACGGCCUUCGUUCAUUUCUAAAUAAGGCCGAGAAGGUUUUAUAUUUCCACUUUUCCACUUUUAAUGAUCUUUUCCUAGAAAAUAAGCCACAUUCUUUUAACUUAGCUGAGUUGUUGUGAGUCUCCUGCCAAAUGUUCGGGUUGCUGUGUGAGAAACUGUCUCAGCUAAUCACACCAGUCAAAAUGGCUUCUUUGUGCUGUGCAGUUAAUGCGACAACAUCUGGCAGACAAACUCAGAACUAAAGACCAUUUUGUCAUGUAAGAUAACCGAUACGAUAACGUUAAUUACUGAAGUGUAAAAGCGAUUUCGCUGACGAUAAUGACCAAACGUGUCGUGGCGAUGACGUCAUAACGAAUCUGUCCUUGGUUGUCAUGACGAUGUGUACUAAAGGGUGAUACUGUGGUGUGUGUGUGUGUGUUUUUGGACUUUUGUGCUGCAGUUUUCAGUGUGAGAGUUGUUUGACCACAGAAUCAUGGACAACGGCAGGAGAUUUUCAGUGGAGGACCCGACCCCCAGCUCCAGAGUGUAAAACAAAGUUCUUCAUCAAUAUCAGAAAGCCUUUAUAUUUCUGCUUUAGUAUGAAAAGUUAAAAUUAGUGCUUUAAUAUGAUCAGCUAAUUUAUUUCAGCAUCAGUGUGAAAAACGUUUAUAUUUCUGCAUGAAUGGUGGUGCAAGUGUAAAUAAUAUUUGAGUUGAAGAAAAGUAACAGUUGUUCUUUUGUGUUUGUUGCUUGUGUGCAGGAGGAGAGAUGUGCGCUUUCACUCGUUCAUUUCGUCCAUCAGUCAGCACUUUUUAUUUAACGCGUUCCUUGUGCUAAUUAUUGUCAUCAACGCAGUCGUCAUCGCCCUGGAGGAGGACUACAGUAACGCAGGGCUGUUUCGGGUCAGUACACUGUAAAAUUAGAGUUAGUCUGAUUUCACAAUUUCAUAUAAGAGAGAGAGAGAGAGAGAGAGAGAGAGAGAGAGAGAGAGAGGAGGAGAGAGACAGACUGAGAGAGAGAGUUCAUCAGAGACUCGUCUGAGGUGUGAUUAAUGUAGUUAAUCCGUCCUGCAGGUGGCUGAGGGGGUUUUUCUGAUCCUCUAUGUGUUGGAGUUCUGUGUGAAGUUCUAUGUUGAGCCACGUGGAUUUUGGAGAAGUGGCCUUAAUGUCUUCAGCUCUGCGUUGCUGCUGCUGUCUCUGGUGGCAGUGUUCGCUGAGGGAGCCAUUUCAUUCUUCUCCCAGCAGAACUUCAGGCCUUUCCGCGCCCUCCGGGUCCUGAAGACCAUCUCCUUCUUCCCCUCACUUCAGGUAAGGUGUUAAUUAAGUGUUAUUCUCUUAAAUAGAUUAUUAGGUCAUUUUUCAUGUAGCCCAUUGAUAUCCAGUGUGUACUUUUAACAGUGAUAAUAUUUAGAAUAAUUAGUUUCAGGUUUACCGUAUCAACUCUUUCUGUGUAAAACAAGUAUGAAGGUUCUGCAAGAUUAGGAAAAUAUUUAAGAACCAGUUUAUUCAAGAAUAGCACCUGUUCUUAGAAUUGUUCUAAAGUGAAAACCUAUGAAAGAAAAUUCUAAAGAUGCCUUUAAAUAAAAAUUUAGCUCACGUGUGAUGUUUAAAUAUGAACAUAUGAGAAGAUUUUGUUUUUAUAACUGUUUUCGUCUGUUUCGUGCUAUUUUGCAGGCUCUGGUUGUGAUGCUGGCUAAAGCCAUGAAGAGAGCUGUGUAUGUGAUGAGUUUGGUGUUCUUCAUCAUGUUCAUCUUUGCUGUUGCUGGAGUUCUCUAUUUCGGAGAGCAGGCUUCAGGGGACCUCGAGCACUGGGGGGAUUUGGGGUCCGCUCUGCUCACCAUCUUUGGCUUAGUAACACUGGACGGCUGGGUGGAUCUGUUGAAGAAAGUAGAUAGUUCAGGAGUGACCUACAGUCGGCUCUUCCCCGUCGUCUUCAUACUGAUAGGCCACUUCAUCUUCUUCAACAUGUUCGUGGGUUUGGUCAUCAUGGAGGUUGAGCGCAUGACUAAAGCCCGUGAGGAGGGGUCUCUGCAGGAGCGGGAGGCAGCGCGGAAAAGAAAGAAGGAGAAAAAAACAAUGAAGCAGCUGAUUGGGAGUCAGGUGUCUAAACUGAAGAAAUGGUCCGAUACCAACGUAAAGACUGAUAAGAAUUUCCCCCAAAUCAUCCAGCAGCUCAGAAUGUCUCUCUGUGACUCGGACCACGUUGUAACGAAGGAUAGGAGCAGCAGCUUGACAUUCAUACAGAUAUAUCUGACCACGCUGCGACACCAGGAUGCCACCCUGGACAAGUUGCAGCAGAUCUAUGAUGAAAUGCUGGAGGUCCUCAGUGAGCUGCUGGAGCUGCAACAGGAAGAGCAGAGAGAGGAAGAAGAGCACGAAAGAGAUACACAAUAA